UUUCCCUGCCUCUUUUCUUAUUUUUCCUUUGGGGGGUGGGGGUUGGGGGUUGGGGUUCUUUUUCUGCUCUGAUGUUUCUAUUGCCAACUUCUCUCCAGUGAACCAGAAAUUGAUAUCUUUGAAUCAAUUGACAAACAGAGGCGCGCAGAUGAAAUGGUUGUGUGGCAAAAUUUGUGUGGUGUAAAAGGGUCAGAUAAAAGCAAGCUUAUACCUCCAUUGCCUUCUCGGCUUAUAACAGAGGAUGACUUAAAAUCAUUUUAUGAAGUGAUGAAGAUCUCUGAUGCACCAACUUCCAGCGUAUUACCUGAUUCUGGGAUGAAAAGGAAAAGUGGGUAUCUUGGAGGCCUUGAUACCCAACAAUAUGGAAGAGGCAAACGUGCUAGAGAGGUUCGCUCGUAUGAAGAGCAAUGGACAGAAGAAGAAUUUGAAAGACUGUGUCAGGUUGAAUCUCCAGAUUCUCCCACAAUGAAAGAGGAAGUUACUGGAAAAAUAUUGGCAGUCCCUACAAAUAGUGCUGUCGUAGUCAAGGGUGAGAUGCAGGCACCAGCUACCUCUCCACUUCCUCCGCUUCCUCCACUUCCUCCACUUCCUUCACUUCCUCCACUUCCUCCACUUCCUCAGUGUCCAACUGUAGAGCCUCCAGCCCUACAGAACAAAGAGGCUACACCACCAUCUAAAAGAGGGCGUGGCAGGCCAAAAGAGUUGUGGAAGCCUCUCCAUCAGUUCCUUCUCCUGGAUUAUUGGUACCUGUAAAAGCAGAAGUCUCUAAGGUUGAAAGUAUGCAUGUAGAACCUGGUCCUGAUGCUGUGGUCUGCGCUACUCAUGUCGGGAGUAACACUGGGAGCUCAAAAGAGUUGAAGUUGCCUGCUACUCCAAACCCUGGACCAUCUGUUCCCCCUUCUCCCAUUCCUGCUUCACCCCCAUCAUCUGGGCGAGGUAGAGGACGAGGUCGGAAGUCCCAGACAGGUGGAGAAGCUCCUGCUCCCAGACGCCGAGGCAAAAGACAGACUGCAGCAUUACAAACAGUUCAAAUAACUUCCUCGCCACUUGUGACCGACAAUCCAGCUGUUGAAAUACAAGGAGAAGUUGCCCUAACUGCUGCUAUGACCACCAGUUCUACCUCUGUCUCUGUCACUAGCAGUACAAAAGAAGUGGGCACUGAACCAGAUUCUGUGUCACCUUCUCCAGUGGUUCCAUCAGCUUCUAUUCCGAGCAAUUCAGAUGUGGAGCCCCAACCAGGAGUUACACCUAAUUCUGUUCCGAGCAAUCCAGUGGCUGUAGCUAGUGUAAAUCAGGCAGAUCCAGGCAUUGUGCUGACUUCAAAUCCCGUAGCUACACCUCCCCCGCUGCCAAUUGGCCCUUCCCUCCCUAUAACAACACAGGGUAGAGGUAGAGGGCGAGGACGGGGGCGAGGGCGAGGACAGAAUGCUCAAAGUCGGGAAGAGGCACCACAACGGAGGCGAAGGAGGCAGGACCCCGUAGUAUCCACUGUUUCUGGUGCAUUAACUAGUCAGGCCUCAGAGUUAAGUGAACCUCAACAGAAAAGAACUCGGGCUUCUGUUGGACGGAAAGACAGCGUAAGACGUGAGAAGGUUCAGGAAUUAUCAAAUGCAAGUCAAUAUGCUGGACAAGGUAUUCAAGAUUCUUUGGCAGAAGGAGUUCCUAAGGGCUGUGCCAAAGAUGUGGUGAAGCUAGGAGAUCCACUUCAGGAAAAAGAUACAGUGGAAAAAGAGGGAGAAUGUGAAGAGCCUGAUAUUAGAACCCAACAUGAUGAUGAGGAUCAUUGUGGAGCUAGUCCUUCAAUUUCAACUCUGCUUUCUCAAAGUGAUGGCAACAAUCAUGGAACAGCUGAGGGUUCCCAAUGCCUGCUAGAAAUGCAUAACAACUCCACUGAGUUGGAAAAAGAACGAACUACUGUUCAAGCUGCGGCAAUACUUGCAUCAACAUCACUUACUGCUGUGAGUGACCAGUUUGAUUCUCCCAGUGGUAAGGAAGAUGGAAAAAUAAUUUUUAGCGAUGAAACUCCUAAUAUGGAUGAAUUUCUUGUUUCAAAGAACAUAUCAGCGAAAGCAACUCACGAUGCUUCAUUUGAGUAUGUUCCUCAGUCAUCUGAUGGUGAAAAUAUUAGGGUAGCAAUUGGAGAUGUCGAGCCUUUAUCAGUACCAGGUGGCAACCUUGUCGAGAGAGCGAGAGAAGAUUUAGAUAGCCCCCAUGUUCAGGCUGCAUCAGGGAAGGGAACAGACAAAAUUGUUGAGUUCUCUAAACACUUGCAGGGAGCCACAAAUUCCAUUUCUAAGAUAACUAAAGAUACUGAAAAUGAAUAUGGAAUAGUACCUGAUACUGCUGCAAAUGUUGCAGUUCCUGCUUGCAAGCCUGCUCAGGAAAUAUCUGAUAAAAAAGAAUAUCUAGAAGAUCAAAAGAGUAAAGUGGCACUUCGGAAGGAUUUUGAUCGAAAGGCUGUGUCAACUUCUAUAAGGAUGCGUGAUGAGUCUUUUCAAAAUUAUGUGGAGGACAAGGUGGAACUGGGCGUUGGUUCAGGUUUGAGUGAUGCUGACCAUCAGGCAGUUAGGGAGACUAAUAAUCUGGCUAUGAGUCAUCUGAAACAAAAUGUUCACAAAGAAGAAUGUUCUGUCUCAACCUCACGUGAUUCUGCUGCUGAUGCAGAGAAAGCUGUGGACAAAUCGGAGGAUACAUGGGAAGAUACAGUUAAAGACAGGAGUGAAAAUAACCAAGCUGAAUUAAUUGCGUCGAAUCCACAGUCAUGUGAUAGUUUGCCAUCAAAUUGUAUUCUAGAGCCUGAUGUAGCUUUGAGUUCCCCUGUUCCACUGUCUGGGAGUAAGUCUGCAGAAGACGAAAGGCGGGAGAAUAAAGAGUCUGAUAAUGAGGUCUCUCAUGCGACUUGUUCUGAUGAUGCAGCUCCUGGUGUAGUCGAGACACCUUCACAUUCUUUAUCAGAUCAAGGGUGUAAAAGUGAUAUUCCUGAAACUACAUUGCACCCUGUGCCAACACAUGUUGCUUUUGAGUCUGAGUCUGCAGGUGACGGAAAGGAACAAGUGGAAAUGGUACAGCCUGUUGAGUAUCCUACACCAGAUGGAGAUGUGAACGGCAUGUCUGACCUACCCGAGGACACACCUUGUGGUGAAGUUGAGGUUACUGAUGAACAUGAGAAUGGAGAGGUUUCUAUUUUGGCUACUGAAGUUUCUGGUCCCAUACAAGAAUCAUGUGAAUUAGGUGGAGGUGAGGAUGCCAUUCAUGAUGAAAUUACCGGCAGAAUUGGCAAUGAAUAUACUGAACUGCAUCCUGAUGAACAUGCAGAGGCGAAUCCUGCGUCAGAUGUUCCCAUUUUGACUACUGAAGUUUCUCAUUCCGCAGAGGAUGCAGCAGCACCAGAUAUUACGUCUGAUAGAGUUGAGGAUCAAUCUUCUGCCAUUGAAUCUGGGGAACCAGGUACUGAUAAAAAUGCCAAUGUAGACAAUGUUAAAGUGGAUCAAUCUUCUGAAGUGAAACCUGCCACUGAAUCUGGUCAACACGCCAAUGCAGACGUUGAAUUAGAUUGUGAUGAUACAAAGUCUAAAUCAGCUGAGGGGACUCCUAGUUUGCAAUCUGGACAGUAAAAUCUAAGCCAAGGGUUUAAGUAACACAGCAAGCUUAAUAAUUAUUAGGGUAUAUGUAUGUAAAGUAUUGGUCGUAAUGCAUUUAAUAGAAUGAUAAGACUGCCAGGAGCGACAAUUGGUGCAGCCAUAAUGCUUUCAAAUAUUGAACUAUGCGCUGCUCAGGGUGAUUCUAUAUUUUCUCAUUAUACAUAAAUCUGAAAGAAGCUUGAAAAUGGA
This is a messenger RNA of Salvia miltiorrhiza (redroot sage), 3830 nucleotides long. RefSeq names its product probable GPI-anchored adhesin-like protein PGA55. NCBI's taxonomy places the organism in Eukaryota, Viridiplantae, Streptophyta, Magnoliopsida, Lamiales, Lamiaceae. The record is from RefSeq and is a predicted model, not a curated record. Bases 780 to 3614 code for a protein of 944 amino acids. The transcript is spliced from 5 exons.